GGCGAUAUUUCGGUAUACUCAAACGGGAAAGAAGAAAAGGACGUGGCUACAAAACGGUAUCUUUCCACCGUAUUCUCAGAAGGUUCUAGCCUGUGGGGAGGAGACGACAAUGAAGUCCUAAUCCCUUGCUGGAGAAAAUCAACCAAUGUGAAACCAAGACAAUCAAGGGGUUAUGUAUUUAUAACUUUGGCUCAAGAUGCGGAAUAUCAUUUGUUCGAGAUUGCAAAUGCCGUUGUUGUUGCUCAGCACCUUGGAGCCUCUCUUGUCCUUCCAAACAUAAGAGGCAGUGAAGCAGGGGAGAAAUGGAAGUUUGGUGACAUUUAUGAUGUGAAGAAGUUGGUUGAAAGCCUGGAUGGGAAAGUGUCCCUAGCUAUGGAUCCACAAGAUGUAGACGUAUCUAAUAGUAAAAAGGUUACCACAGUGAGGGUUCCUAACAUGGUUUCCAAAGAAUUCAUCAACUCGCGAAUCGAGCCAAUAUUCACAAGAGCAAAUCUAAGGCUUGCCACUUACUUUCCUUCGCCGGAGCAUAAAAGCAAACCGAACCCAUAUGCAUGUUUGGCUAUGUUUGACACCCUCAAGUUGAGGCCAGAACUCCAAGAAUCUAUAGACUCCAUGGUCCUAACUCUAAGAAGCCUUAGCUCUCAUUCACGUGGGCGUUUUAUUGCAGUCGAUUAUAGGACCGAAACUCUGCUACACCAAGGUAGUAGUAAAUGUCACGACGACAAUGCAACGACAGAAGCAAGAAACUGCAUUGAUGAUGCCAAACAUAUAGCUUUGUUUUUACAGAAGGUUGGUUUUGCAAAAGAAACAACCAUUUACUUGACACUAAAUGGGUGGCAUUCUAGUGCAGAACCUUUGAGAGAAGCCUUUCCCAACACCUAUACUAAGGACAUGAUCAUCCCUGCAAAUGACAAACCAAACUUCUUGGAUCCCAAACAUCCUGAACUUAGGGGGAUUACGGAUGUCUAUAUAUCCUCAGUGGCAGAUGUUUAUGUUCAAACUUCAACAAACGUGUUUUCUGAGAAUGUUGCCGCAAGGAGAAUCGCUACUGGAAAGACACAAGUUCUUGUGCCGGACAAGGGAUCAUCAGAUUUGGAAAAAGACUUUGUUCCUGCAUAUAUAUCCCUGAAAAAACAUUGGGCAUAUUCAUGUUUUUGUUGAUGAAAGUAAUUAAGUGAAUCUUGAAAAGUGUCCAUAUGCACCAGCGUUUUAAGUUUAUGAAUAUAUGUGGUUUUCAAAAUAAAUCUAUUUCAUUGAGCUGAGUUAUAAUGCCUCAUUCAGAAUUGUUCUAAAGGAGUCAAAAUCGCAAUUUAAUAUAUUUAGAACUCUUAU
This is a messenger RNA of Cuscuta campestris, 1332 nucleotides long. NCBI's taxonomy places the organism in Eukaryota, Viridiplantae, Streptophyta, Magnoliopsida, Solanales, Convolvulaceae. The record is from the annotation of a GenBank genome assembly.